UCCAGCUGUGGAGAUGGGAGUGGGGCAGAUGUUGCUAGUCCUGUUGGCUGCCAGCUUGGUGGUGUCCACCAGGGACCCUCUGCUGAACGUCUGCAUGGAUGCCAAGCACCACAAAACCAAGCCUGGCCCGGAGGGGAAGCUCUAUGAGCAGUGCUCUCCCUGGAAGGACAAUGCCUGCUGCACAGCCAACACCACUGCAGAGGCUCACAGAGACCAGUCCUACCUCUACAGCUUCAACUGGAACCACUGUGGGGUGAUGCCCCCCAAGUGCAAGCGGCACUUCAUCCAGGACACCUGCCUCUACGAGUGCUCCCCCAACCUGGGGCCGUGGAUCGACCAGGUGGACAGCAGCUGGCGCAGGGAGAGGAUCCUCCACGUGCCCCUCUGCAAGGAGGACUGCGAGGAGUGGUGGGAGGACUGCAAGGACUUUGUCACCUGCAAGGAGAACUGGCACAAGGGCUGGAACUGGGCCACAGGAACCAACCGCUGCCCCUGGGGGGCCAUGUGCAGACCCUUCAAGGAGGUCUUCCCCCACCCCAAGGACCUGUGUGAGAAGAUCUGGUCCCACUCCUACAGCUACACCACGCUGCAGAGGGGCAGCGGCCGCUGCAUCCAGAUGUGGUUUGACCCUGCCCAGGGCAACCCCAACGUGGUGGUGGCCAAGUACUAUGCCUGGAAGAGGAGGACCUCGCCAGCUGGGGUGGACAACCUGACUCCUGAGGUGGACAAGGCCAGGAGGCCUCUCCCCUGCUCUGGCAUGGUCCUGUUGGUGCCUCUGGUGCUUGUAGUGACCUUUGGAAGGAGCUGGAGCCUCUCUGGGACUUCUCCUUGA
Molecule: messenger RNA, 832 nt
Organism: Dryobates pubescens (Downy woodpecker)
Lineage: Eukaryota; Metazoa; Chordata; Aves; Piciformes; Picidae
Product: folate receptor gamma
Exons: 4
Coding region: 14-832 (272 amino acids)
Cellular component (GO): external side of plasma membrane
Molecular function (GO): signaling receptor activity
Source: RefSeq, a predicted model, not a curated record